Messenger RNA from Phaeodactylum tricornutum CCAP 1055/1, 204 nucleotides. RefSeq lists its product with no specific name. The annotation marks the transcript as partial. The transcript has a single exon. Lineage: Eukaryota; Bacillariophyta; Bacillariophyceae; Surirellales; Neidiaceae. The record is from RefSeq and is a predicted model, not a curated record.
AUGGGUCCCAGCGGCGUCAUCACGUCGGAUCCAACUGUCACCCCAAAUGCAAGUCCAUCGCAAGAGCCUAGCCUUGCUCCGUCUGACCGUCCCUCGAUGGGUCCCAGCGGCGUCAUCACGUCGGAUCCAACUGUCACCCCAAAUGUGAGUCCAUCGCAAGAGCCUAGCCUUGCUCCGUCUGACCGUCCCUCGAUGGGUCCCAGC